AAAAUCUGCUAACCAGCUAUCUACUGAACUUUGCAACUGAGAAAAAUGGUGUUUGGAAGAGUUGAUGGAAAUGGUUGGGCAAGAAUCAAAGAGUUUUCCCUCCUAGUCCUUACAGGGAGGUGGUUCAUGAUGUUUUCAUCAUUUAUGAUCUUGUCAGUGUCUGGAGCAAGCUACAUGUUUAGUCUCUACUCCCAAGAUAUCAAGUCUGUUCUUGGCUAUGACCAAUCCACUCUCAAUCUGUUAAGCUCCCUCAAGGACUUCGGUGACAGCGUAGGCAUUCUUUCUGGCCUUAUCUAUGAAAUCACACCCCCUUGGGUAAUCUUAACAAUUGGGGGGGUUCUCAAUUUUUUUGGCUACUUCAUGAUUUGGCUUGUAGUCACAAGAAAAAUUGCAGAACCCCAACUGUGGAACAUGUGCUUGUACAUCAUCAUAGGAGCCAAUUCUCAUUGCUCAACAAACACUGCAGCUCUGGUGACCAGUAUUAAGAAUUUCCCUGGUGUAAGAGGCAUUAUCUUAGGCAUUUUAAGUGGGUAUCUUGGUUUGAGUGCAGCAAUAAUCACUCAGUUACGCUAUGCCUUCUACGGAAAUGACACCAAAUCUCUAAUUUUGCUUUUGGCAUGGCUACCAACCGCUACAGCUUUUGUGUUCCUUCCAGUUAUCAGAAAACACAGGGGUAUUCAACACCCAAAUGACGCCAAAGCAUUCUACAGGUUCCUCUAUUUGAUAAUAGUCCUUGCAGGGUUUCUCAUGAUUGUAAUCAUAGUACAAAAAUGUUUCCCCUUCACACAGAAAGAGUAUUAUGUUACUACCAGUGUCAUGCUUCUCUUGCUCAUCCUUCCACUUGCUGUUGUUAUUGUUGAAGAACACAGGAUUUGGAAGAGCAAACAAGAAGAUCGUCAAGGGCUCUUGAAUGUAACCAUAACCACAGAAGAUCCUUAUCAAGAGAAGUAUCCACAUGCUCCCCAUGAAGAACAAACUAUACAAGAAAGAGUUUCUUGUUGGAAAAACAUACUCGAGACCCCAGAAAGAGGUGAAGACUAUACAAUACUUCAAGCCAUUUUUAGCCUUGACAUGGCGAUUCUUCUAUUGGCUGCUGUUAGUGGAGUUGGUAGCAACCUGACUGUGAUAAAUAAUUUAAGUCAGAUUGGAGCCUCAUUAGGAUAUCCUGCACAAACUAUAAUCACAUUUGUCUCCCUUGCGGCCAUUUGGAUCUGUCUAGGUAAACUAGCACAAGGGGUUGUCUCAGAAUUUAUCAUAAUCAAAUUCAAAGUCCCUAGGCCUCUCAUACUCACAUCAAUCCUUGGAUUAUCUUGUGUUAGUCACCUUUUAAUUGCAUUCGAUGUCCCAAAUGGUCUCUAUGUGGCUUCAAUUAUUACUGGGUUCUGCUUUGGGGCAACCUUCCCAUUAAUCCAAUCCAUAAUAUCUGAAAUUUUUGGCCUAAAACAUUAUUCAACAUUGUACAAUGUUGGGUCAUUAGCAAAUCCUAUUGGGUCAUACUUUCUCAGUGUGAGGGUUGCAGGGUAUCUGUAUGACAGGGAAGCCAGAAGGCAAAAGGAAGAAUUGGGGCUAAAGGAAAAGAAUGGGGAGGAAUUGAACUGUAUUGGGAGUGAGUGCUACAAAUUAGCUUUCAUUAUAAUCGCUACAGUUUGCAUGUUUGGGGCGCUUGUGUCACUCAUUUUGGUGCUUAGAACUAGGCAGUUCUACAAGAGCGACAUAUACAACAAAUUCGAAGAAGCUAGAAUUGAUGAAACUGAAGUUGCUACCUCAGAACAGGAUUAG
Abrus precatorius (Indian licorice) is the source of this 1779-nucleotide messenger RNA. RefSeq names its product protein NUCLEAR FUSION DEFECTIVE 4-like. The record is from RefSeq and is a predicted model, not a curated record. Lineage: Eukaryota; Viridiplantae; Streptophyta; Magnoliopsida; Fabales; Fabaceae. The coding region runs from base 46 to 1779 and encodes 577 amino acids. Gene Ontology annotation, biological process: transmembrane transport. Gene Ontology annotation, molecular function: transmembrane transporter activity. The transcript has a single exon. Gene Ontology annotation, cellular component: membrane.